Procambarus clarkii (red swamp crayfish) is the source of this 1134-nucleotide messenger RNA. Lineage: Eukaryota; Metazoa; Arthropoda; Malacostraca; Decapoda; Cambaridae. The record is from RefSeq and is a predicted model, not a curated record.
AUGGUCCUGGCUGUCAUGGUCCUGACUGCCAUGGUCCUGGCUGUCAUGGUCCUGGCUGUCAUGGUCCUGGCUGUCAUGGUCCUGGCUGUCAUGGUCCUGGCUGUCAUGGUCCUGGCUGUUAUGGUCCUGGCUGUCAUGGUCCUGGCUGUCAUGGUCCUGGCUGUCAUGGUCCUGGCUGUCAUGGUCCUGGCUGUCAUGGUCCUGGCUGUCAUGGUCCUGGCUGUCAUGGUCCUGGCUGUCAUGGUCCUGGGUGUCAUGGUCCUGGCUGUCAUGGUCCUGGGUGUUAUGGUCCUGGCUGUUAUGGUCCUGGCUGUUAUGGUCCUGGCUGUUAUGGUCCUGGCUGUUAUGGUCCUGGCUGUCAUGGUCCUGGGUGUCAUGGUCCUGGCUGUUAUGGUCCUGGCUGUCAUGGUCCUGGGUGUCAUGGUCCUGGCUGUCAUGGUCCUGGCUGUCAUGGUCCUGGCUGUUAUGGUCUUGGCUGCCAUGGUCCUGGCUGCCAUGAUCCUGGCCCCCAUGAUCCUGGCCCCCAUGGUCCUGGCCCCCAUGGUCCUGGUUGUCAUGGUCCUGGCUGCCAUGGUCCUGGCUGUCAUGGUCCAGGCUGUCAUGGUCCUGGCUGCCAUGGUCCUGGCUGUCAUGGUCCAGGCUGUCAUGGUCCUGGCUGUCAUGGUCCUGGCUGUCAUGGUCCUGGCUGUCAUGGUCCUGGCUGUCAUGGUCCUGGCUGUCAUGGUCCUGGGUGUCAUGGUCCUGGCUGUCAUGGUCCUGGCUGUCAUGGUCCUGGCUGUUAUGGUCCUGGCUGUUAUGGUCUUGGCUGCCAUGGUCCUGGCUGCCAUGAUCCUGGCUGUUAUGGUCUUGGCUGCCAUGGUCCUGGCUGUCAUGGUCCUGGGUGUCAUGGUCCUGGCUGUCAUGGUCCUGGGUGUCAUGGUCCUGGGUGUCAUGGUCCUGGCUGUCAUGGUCCUGGCUGUCAUGGUCCUGGCUGUUAUGGUCUUGGCUGCCAUGGUCCUGGCUGCCAUGAUCCUGGCCCCCAUGGUCCUGGCCCCCAUGGUCCUGGCUGUCAUGGUCCUGGCUGCCAUGGUCCUGGUUGUCAUGGUCCUGGUUGUUAUGGUCCUGGCUCCCAUGGUCCUGGCUGUCAUGGUCUAG